Messenger RNA from Rangifer tarandus platyrhynchus (Svalbard reindeer), 2574 nucleotides. NCBI's taxonomy places the organism in Eukaryota, Metazoa, Chordata, Mammalia, Artiodactyla, Cervidae. The record is from the annotation of a GenBank genome assembly.
AUGGCGGCGUCCACCGGCGCUACGGUCCCGGCGCGGGGCGGCUUCCGGGGGCGCAUGGGCCACGGGAAGCGCGCAGGCGGGCGCGGGCCGCGCCGCGGGCUGGGGGGCAGUGGGGAAGGGGCCCUGAGGCGGCUGAAGCUAGCCGUGGAGGAGUUCGUGCAGGGGACCACGGAGGGCGGAACCCCCGGCGGCCGCGAGGGGUCCCGCGCUCCGGGCCGCGCGCGCCCGGGCGGGAGGAAAAGUCGCCGGGAGCUGAGAAGGGAGAAGCGGCACCUGAGGAAGGCGCGCCGGCUCCAGAGGGCGGCAGGCCCCGCGCAGGACCCCCGCCCGGGCAGCGGCGGCGGAGCCGGGGGAGUGAGCGGCCCCCGGGCGGAGGCGGCGCGGGAGAAGGCCGACCGGCCAUCCGAGGGGCUGCGGGCCCCCCCGGCUCCGCCCAAGGCCUCCCCGGCCCGGACCCAGGCCCAGGGCACGCCUGGCAGGACCAAGACCCCAGCCGCCGCCACCGCCUCCCGGAAACGGGCGCUCCUGGCGGCCAACGAGGAGGAGGACCGCGAGAUCCGAAAGCUGGAGCGGCGCCUCGGCUUGAACAAGCGCAGGAAGAAGGGCGACGGCAGCAACUCUGUGCCGCUCAGCUUUGCCCGCGACGGGCUCGACUACAUCCUGGAGGCCCUGGGCUCUGGGGAAAGUAGUGGCUUGUGUGAAAGCGGCAGCGAGGCGGAGGAGGGCGCGGGCCCGACACCCUCCGGGAGUGAGCUGGAGCUGGACACUGACGCCGAGGACGGAUGGGAGGAGCAGGACCUGGACGGGGGCAGCGGGCAGCCGGCAGAGGAUGCGUGGAGCGAGGAGGAGGAGGACGAGGACCAGGACGAUGCCGAAGAGGAAGCGCGUGGAGCCCAGGGCGCAGCCAAGGAGGAAGGGGGCAGAAAGAGGGUCCGUUUUGCGGAAGAUGAAGAGAGGCGUGAAAGCUCCUCGGAGGGUGUGCGCACAGACGAUCAGAGUCUUGGUAAAAAUGGUGGAAAGUACGUCCCACCUCACGUGAGGCAAGUGGAGGAGACAGAGGACGCCCAGAAAAAGGAAGAGCUGGAAAGGCUCAAGAAGCAGGUCAAAGGCCUGAUCAACAGGCUGAGUGAGCCGAACCUGGCCUCCAUCAGCAACCAGCUAGAGGAGCUGUACAUGGGCCACAGCCGGAAGGACAUGAAUGCCACGCUGACCACCGUCGUGCUGAGCGCCUGUGCCCCAGACACGGCCAUGCCCGCCCGGCUGCUCAUGGAGCACGUCCUCCUGGUCAGCGUCCUGCACCGCACGGUCGGCCUCGAGGUGGGCGCCCACUUCCUGGAGGCGGUGGUGAGGAGAUUUGAUGACGUGUAUAAAAGCGGGCAAGAUGGGAAGGAGUGCGACAACCUGUUCACCAUCAUCGCCCAUCUGUACAACUUCCACGUGGUGCAGUCUCUCCUCAUCUUUGACGUUUUGAGAAAACUUGUUGAAACUUUCACGGAAAAAGAUAUCGAGCUGAUCCUGUUAAUGCUGAAGACCGUGGGCUUUUCACUGAGGAAGGACGAUGCUUUGUCCCUUAAAGAGCUGAUCACUGAGACUCAGGCCAAGGCCAGUGGAGCAGGUGGCAAGUUCCAGGACCAGACCAGGGUCCGCUUCAUGCUGGAAACGCUGCUGGCCCUGAAGAACAACGACGUGCGCAAGAUCCCAGGCUACGACCCCGAGCCCGUGGAGAGGCUUCGGAAGCUGCAGAGAGGCCUGGUGCGCGGCGCCGGCGCGGGAACGGAUCCCGAGCUCCGAGUGUCCUGGGACAGCGUCCUGAACGCCGAGCACGCCGGGCGCUGGUGGAUCGUGGGGUCCGCCUGGAGCGGCACCCCGAUGGUGGACAGUGGUCCGCAGAAGGAUCUGCAGAGUCCGCGCGCGGGGACGGUUAGCUCGAAGAUCCUGGAGCUCGCCCGCAAGCAGAGAAUGAACACCGACGUCAGGAGAAACAUAUUCUGCACAGUGAUGACGAGUGAAGACUUUGUGGAUGCGUUCGAGAAGCUCCUGAAGCUGGGGCUUAAGGAUCAGCAGGAGAGAGAGAUCGUUCACGUCCUGGUGGACUGCUGCCUGCAGGAGAAGACCUUCAACCCUUUCUACGCCUUUCUGGCCGGCAAGUUCUGCGCCUACGAGCGGAGGUUCCAGAUGACAUUCCAGUUCAGCAUAUGGGACAAAUUUCGGGACCUAGAAAAUUUGCCAGCCACCAGUUUCGCUAACUUGGUUCAUCUGGUGGCCCACUUGUUGAAGACAAAGUCGCUGCCACUGUCCGUCUUAAAGGUUGUGGAAUUCAGUGAACUGGACAAACCCAGAGUCCACUUCUUACGAAAAGUGUUACAUAUACUGCUAAUGGAAACAGAAGUUGAAGAUCUUGGUUUGAUUUUCGCAAGGGUGUCUGACAAGCCGGCGCUGGGCCUGCUGCGUGAGGGCCUGAAGCUCUUCAUCAGCCACUUCCUGCUGAGGGGCGCCCCGGAGGCCGGAGCCCUGCGGGAGCGGGCCGAGCUGUGUACCCAGGCCCUGCAGGGGCGGGGGUCCCUCAGGAUGUAG